Messenger RNA from Lactuca saligna, 645 nucleotides. NCBI's taxonomy places the organism in Eukaryota, Viridiplantae, Streptophyta, Magnoliopsida, Asterales, Asteraceae. The record is from the annotation of a GenBank genome assembly.
UAUCUUUUGUAGCUUUACCAACACACACACUUCCGUCUUUUGUCGUGCCUUGGCCAUUGACCAAAAGCACUCGCCCAAAAUGGGUACACCGUCCAAGGUGGCUGCACUCAUGGCGGUGCUGUUACUUCUCUCCGGCAGACUCGCGACGGCGACGUGGUGUGUUGCCAGAAGCGACGCCACACAGGAAGCUUUACAAACGGCACUUGACUACGCAUGCAGUGCCGGAGCAGACUGUGCACCAUUGCAGCAAUCUGGUCUCUGUUUUCUUCCAAACACCAUCCAAGCACACGCCUCCUACGCCUUCAACAGCUAUUACAUGCGUAAAUCAAUGGCUCCCGGAUCUUGCGACUUUUCCGGCACCGCCACCAUCGCCAAAACAGACCCCAGUUAUGGAUCUUGCGUUUAUCCACCGACUCCGAGCUCCGCAGGAGGAACGACACCAAUCACGACUCCUAGUUCAGGCAUCACUCCGCCACCACCGUUCGGAGGGCUGAGUCCAGACAAUGGCAUGGUACCCACAUUAACCACCCCGCCAAAUUCUAAAGCUUUCUCUACGUCCGACGUGUCAAGAAUCUUACAUCUCAACACCAUCUUCAUAGUCUUCUUGUUCAUCUUUUAAUUGAUCAAGAUUAAUUUUUUCGGCAU